AUGCCAACCGGCUCAUACGCUCCACUCCCCUCCACUCCCACAACCACCACCCGCUCCUCUUCUCCUUCAUCUCCCACAUCUUACCGCCCCUCUCUCAUGCCCAUCCCCUUCACCCACCGCCUGAAGGCCCGCAACACUCAGGUCGCUCUUCUCGCUGUCGUCCUUCUCCUCGUGACACUGCCUUUUGCGCAUUACAAUCGUGAAAAAGUGCAAGAUUACUGGGCGGCAGACUAUAUCACCACCGACGCUUCUACCCAGCAUGUUCCAGUAGCUUCCGGGGGCCUUGCCAACAUCCCUUUGACGCUCGAGGCAAGGAUCCAGUACCUCCUGACUCGCCCAGCUUUGGCUCAGUGGGAAGCAGAGCUUCCUUCCAGGCACGGCUGCCCCUUCUACACCUACUCUCGAAACACCUACUUUUUCCACGACGGCAAGCCCGAGCAAUGGGAGCAAAUCGGACCCAACGAUAUCGUCAGGUACAGGGCCAAGAUCGUCGACUACUUUAGGGAGGUGGAGAGAGAAGGAGGCAAGUUGAUUUGGGAUCAGUCGAUGGAGGCGGAGGCCAAGCAGGACAGGCGGGGUAUCAUUUUUACCGGUGGUGAGGGUAAAACGCUCGAACGCCUCAAGCUGUCCCUUCACAUGCUCAAAAACGUCAUCAAGUCUACCCUUCCAGUUCAGGUGUACCACUUCCCGGACGAGCUGCAAGACCCCGACUCCCGCGCCGUGCUUGAAGCUUUUGGUGUCGAGCUGGUCGUUGCGAGUGAGAAGAGGCCGGAUGGAAAGAGCUGGCAUAUCAAGAAUGCGGCGUUCUUGGCGACUCGUUUCACAGAGUUUGUCUAUAUGGAUAGCGACAACAUUCCCUUGAACGACCCUCGAGAGCUGUUUGACAGUGUCGAGUACAAGCAGAGCGGUUCCGUCUUCUGGGCCGAUCUCAACAAAGACCACCCCGACAAUGCAAUCUUCCGAAUUGUUGGCAAAUCAUGCACUGACGACCACUGGCCCGCCGAAACCGGCCAGAUUGUCUUUUCCAAACGGGCCAACAAUGGACUCAAUCUCGCCAUCUUGCACCUCUCUAACCACAUGAUGUCGAACCCCGACAUGUAUGGCUUCCUGUCUUAUGGUGACAAGGAUACUUUUAGGUACUCGUUCUAUGCUCUGGGCUUGCCAUAUCAACAGGCGCCCAAGAUCUUUGCGACUGCUGGAGGAUACCAAACUCAAAACGGAGAAGACUCUGACAAGUUCUGCGGCCACUCCAUGAUCCAAUGGGGCCUCACACCCUGGACUGAGCGCCACAACCCCUCAUACCACCCCAAACCCGCGUUCCUUCACACCAUUCUGGGUAAACACCGAUACAACCUCCAACCCUCAAAGCUCUUCUCUCACAUUCACCGACCGCGCUUGGACGGCAUCAACGAGCCUCUCCUUGUCCGAACACCUUACGACUUUACAGGUGAUUGCUUUGCAUUGACGUUGAAGGGGCCCGAUGGAGCCCCCGGAGCUGUCAACUCGAUGGGUGACGGACAAGGGGUGGAGACGGUGGCCAUGGGGGAUGUGAUUGGGGAUGAUAAUCUAUGGGGAGAAUUGAAGGGACUGAGCAAGACUUUUGUUCACAUCAACCACGACGAUUGA
This is a messenger RNA of Cryptococcus wingfieldii CBS 7118, 1626 nucleotides long. RefSeq lists its product as hypothetical. The record is from RefSeq and is a predicted model, not a curated record. Lineage: Eukaryota; Fungi; Basidiomycota; Tremellomycetes; Tremellales; Cryptococcaceae. Gene Ontology annotation, biological process: mannan biosynthetic process. Gene Ontology annotation, cellular component: Golgi apparatus. Gene Ontology annotation, molecular function: alpha-1,2-mannosyltransferase activity. The transcript has 6 exons. Bases 1 to 1626 code for a protein of 541 amino acids.